This is a messenger RNA of Solanum verrucosum, 2843 nucleotides long. RefSeq lists its product as uncharacterized. Gene Ontology annotation, molecular function: RNA polymerase I core promoter sequence-specific DNA binding. Bases 1 to 2724 code for a protein of 907 amino acids. Gene Ontology annotation, cellular component: fibrillar center. The transcript has a single exon. Lineage: Eukaryota; Viridiplantae; Streptophyta; Magnoliopsida; Solanales; Solanaceae. Gene Ontology annotation, biological process: transcription by RNA polymerase I. The record is from RefSeq and is a predicted model, not a curated record.
AUGAAUUUUUCCGACGAGUGGAAGUCUCUUUGGCCAAUAUGUUCAUCCUAUUCUCCACCACUUCUACUCUCAAAUUCACACGAAGAAUCCUCUUCGAAACGCCGCCGUAUUGAUAGUCCAAUUGAACCUUUGAUUUUCAGACCAUGUGAAGAAACGGUGACGCUACUCCUUCGUUCGCCAUUGUUAUCAACUCGGCUUCCUCCUCCGGUUCCUGACCUCUCUUUGCCAAGAUUCCUUCAAACUUCAAGUGGUAUGCUUUUUUCUGCCGCUUCUUCAAUUGCUACAGAGUUUACUCAACAGGUUUCUGACUCAAUUCACAACUUUAAUUCAAUCCAGUUUCUUCCUCUUCCUAAUGUUGGUGAAAAUAGCAAACCCAAUUCAAUUAUAGGAAUUUCUCCAACUGGGGAGAAUUAUGACCAAGUUGGGUUAUUUAUGCUCUGUUCUGAAGACACCCAAUUUGUGGCUAAGAAAUUCAAGAAUGAUACAUCAUUUUUAGUGCAUAAUCACAAGCUGAAUUUUAGAAUUUUGAGGUUAUUAGUGAACCCAGUUAGUGAAAUUGAUGAUUCUUGUUCUUCUAGUUAUAUUACUUUUGGGUAUUUAUUGGUUUGUACUUUGUAUUCUGUUCAUUGGUAUAGCCUAAAGAUAGGGGUUAAAGGAGAUGAAAAUGUUAUGUUAGAUUAUGUGGGUAGUGCUGAUAGAAACUUGUUUAAGGGUGGGACUGUUUCUCAUGCUUGUUGGAGCCCACAUUUGAGAGAAGAGUGUGUGGUGAUGUUGAAAAAUGGGGAUUUGUUUUUGUUUGAUAUGGGUUCUUGCGGAAAGAGUCAGGCUUUCUGUGCUUCUGAUGUAUUGCAAGGCAAGAAAUUGCAAGUUUUGUGGGAUAAGUUGGAUAGAGAUGAACAGUGGGUAACCUGUGAAUUUAGCUGGCAUCCAAGGAUUUUGAUUGUUGCAAAUUCAAGGGCUGUAUUUUUGGUGGAUUUGAGGUCAGACAAGUGCAAGGUCUGCACCUUGCUAAAUAUGGAGGCAGUGUCGUCGGAUAGAACUGAUAAAUUUCUUGCACUUUCUAGAGUGGAGGCUGACGCCUUCUGUUUUACUGCUGUUUCUGGACGCUUCCUUCUUCUUUGUGAUGUGCGGAAGCCAUUGAUGCCAUUGUUGCGGUGGGUACAUGGUCUGAAUAAUCCAGCUUACGUGACUGUUUUGAGAUUGUCUGACCUGAGGCGACGUACUAGAGAUGAUAAAUGGGAUUGGGCUACUGAAUCAGGGCGUUGCAUUUUGGUAGGAUCAUUCUGGGACUGUGAAUUUGCUCUAUUCUGCUAUGGGCCAGACAGCAAUCAUAGCCAUAAAUUUUCAGAAAUUUCGAGGCUCAGUAAAUCAGUAUAUGCUUGGGGGCGACCUUCAGGCCUCUCACUGUCUGGUCAUGAUUGCUGUCGUGAAAGUUGUCUUAUGAGAGCAUAUUUCUCUGAAGAUAUUCUUCCUGAUUGGAUUGAUUGGAGGCAAAAGAAAGUCAUUGUUUUGGGGUUUGGUAUUCUCAACAAUGGCCUUUCUAUCCAAUCAGAUGAUACUGAUAGCUCUGCUAGCUUUUUCCUUGUAAGGUUAAUGUCCUGUGGCAGUUUAGAAGCUCAGAGAUACACUGCAGCAUGGGACUCUGAGGAAAAGUCAGAAGCACCUUAUGGAGGAAAUUCUCUGUGUUCUGAAAAUAACCUUCUAUAUGAUAUGGGUGUUGACGAAUUGGAAUUGAAAAAGAGCCACAUCUACCUGGGCCUUGACUUUCUUAAAGAGUAUCUGAAUGGGAAACUACCUAAAUUCAUUAGUAGGAAAUACAUAGAGAAUCUAAAGGAUUCUGAAGAAAACCGGUCAGAGUUCCACCAGCAAAUAUGUCAGAAGCUUCAAGAAUGUGGCGUCACAAGACUAAAAUCAUCUCUAACCGUUUCUGAUGUAAUCAAAGGUAUCAGCUUGCCAGCAAGCAUUUAUGAGAUUGCACUAGAAAGCAUUAGCACCAGUUUGCCUAAUAAUCUUCUGGGGUUCACUUUCUCUGCCUUCUUUAGAUUCCCUGAAUUUCCCCUGAAACCGAAGAAACGUUCUCUAAAAUUUUCUGACAUUUUCGACAAACUAUAUCCACUGCCUUUUCCCUUGCAUAAAUGUUGGAUUGAUGAGAUACCAGAAGAAGUUCAGUCUUGCCGUUCUUCUGCUCCGGUUCUUCCUCCUCCUUUUCUGGUAGCUCUUAAUAACCUUCGAAUUGCAGAAAGAGAUAUAUUGCCACUUGAUGCUGAGUUGAGGCUUCAGAGUGAUAAAGUUAUGAAGGUGGCCCGUGAAUUCGGUUUGUCACACUCUGAUAAUGGGCCUGAUGAUGGCUAUUUAGUUUCCCUUGAUGCAGAUACUGAGUGCCCUAGCGAUUGGAUGGAAAAAAUGAGGCCUCUCUGUUUACAUGAACCUGUGGCAUUCUCAGACUGUUAUAUCUCAAAAAUGGAUUUGGGAGUAGAACCUGAUAAAAGAUUUACAACCUUCAUCUAUAAAAAACACGAAGAACCUAUCUCAAAUGCCAGCAAAGAGAUGUCAGGAGUGGAGUUGUUCGAUGAGGGGUGUCCCGUAGAGCUCAAAUUCAAUGAUAGUCUUGCAAUGCUGGGGGCAAAUGAGCUGCAAACUUUUAGAUUGUUGAAACAAAAGGAUUUAGGUUUUCAGAAAAAAUUUCAGCUGUAUCAAGAGUAUUUAACUGAAUGUCAUAAGUGAUGACAAGGUCCCGAGUUUUCCUAUUUACUUCCUCUUAAUUACUUUGCUAUUUUAUUUGAAAGAGGAUUGUUUCAGUGAAGUACUGUUAGGGGUAUCCAGUGUUCUCCAAGAAAUACUAC